AACAACUUAUUAUCACACAACCAUGUUAACGAAUCAUGAAAGCUGACAAACAUAAUACAAUUACACAAUCUUUUUCUACUUUCCUUCCCAACCUUAAAAAAUUUCCAUGCUUUUCCCCUAUUAAAAUCCCUCCCCUCUUUUCUUCCUCCCGUCCUCUCUCGAGAAAUGGCCAACUUAGCCACUCUGUUCCUUCUCUUCUCGAGCUUACUAUCCUCUUUGUACGCUGUACAGGCUAUGCCACAUAAACAUUGGCCUUCAGGAGGAUCAACCAGGUUCUAUGACUUCAAGGUACAAACUCUCAGAGUCACUAAACUCUGCAACACCAAAGAGAUCGUUACAGUCAACAAAAUAUUCCCGGGCCCUGUCGUGUAUGCCCAGGAAGAUGAUAGAAUCAUUGUUACAGUCACCAAUGAGACCCCAUACAAUGUCACCAUCCACUGGCAUGGAGUGAGGCAGAAGCUGUCCUGCUGGUUCGACGGUCCAUCGUACAUUACUCAGUGUCCGAUUCAAGCUGGCCAGAGUUUCACGUACGAGUUCACCAUGGUGAAGCAGAAAGGCACCUUUUUCUGGCACGCUCAUGUUUCCUGGCUCCGGGCCACAGUCUAUGGUGCCCUUAUUGUUUACCCCAAGACAGGCGUUCCUCAUCCUUUCAAGCAUCCUUACGAAGAACACAUUGUAAUCCUCGGUGAGUAUUGGCUCAAAGACGUUGUCCAGCUCGAGAAACAAGUCCUCGCCAGUGGCGGAGGUUCUCCCCCCGCCGAUGCCUUCACCAUUAACGGCCACCCUGGACCCAACUACAAUUGCUCAUCUAAUGAUGUGUAUAAGAUUGAUGUGGUUCCGGAGAAGACGUACAUGCUAAGGCUGAUAAACGCCGGUUUAAACAUGGAGAACUUUUUCACCAUAGCCAAUCACAAGAUGACGAUCGUGGAGGUGGAUGCAGAGUACACGAAGCCGUUCACCACCGACCGUGUGAUGGUGGGACCGGGACAGACCAUCAACGUUCUCGUCACCGCCGAUCAACCCAUCGGAAUAUACUCCAUGGCCAUGGGACCCUACAUGUCAGCCCAAAACGUUUCCUUCCAAAACAUAUCCUCAAUCGCCUACUUCAAUUACUUAGGCGCCGCGACCAACAGCAUCUCAUUACCGGCGAAGUUACCUUCGUUUAAUGAUAAUCUGUCCGUUAAGACCGUCAUGGACGGUCUAAGAAGCCUUAAUCAAGUGAGUGUUCCUAAGGAAAUCGACAUGACUCUGUUUGUUACCGUUGGAUUGAACGUUAACAAGUGCAAAUCCAAGACGCCGCAACAGAACUGCCAGGGUCCGAACAACGGCACAUUUGCGGCGUCUAUGAACAAUUUCACUUUCGUUAAGCCGCCGAUUUCGGUUCUGGAAGCUUACUAUAAGAACAUUGAAGGACAAUUCACAGAGGAUUUUCCUGGGGCACCCCUUCAGUUCUAUGACUUUGUCGAUGGGGCACCAAAUAAUGCCCCUAAUAAUACACAGGCUCUAAAUGGGACCAAGACCAAGGUAAUUGAAUACGGGACUAAUGUGCAGAUAAUUUUCCAAGACACUGGGACGGUCAGCACAGAAAACCACCCAAUCCAUCUUCACGGUUACAGCUUCUAUGUUAUCGGAUUUGGUACGGGCAACUUUAAUAUACGGACGGCGAAUUUCAACCUGGUGGAUCCGCCUUACAUGAACACCAUUGGAGUUCCAGUAGGCGGAUGGGCGGCAAUUCGGUUUGUUGCUGACAAUCCGGGGGUAUGGUUCAUGCACUGUCACAUUGAUGUGCACCAGUCAUGGGGACUAGGCACGGUGUUGAUAGUGAAAAAUGGGGUCGGAGAGCUGGAGACUCUACCACAUCCACCGGUAGAUCUGCCGCAGUGCUAGAGCUGAUUGAUUCUAAUUAUGAUCGUGAUCUUUCCGAUUGAGGAUUCUUUGGCGCGCAAUAUGUUCUAAAUUUCCUCUAAGUUCAUAAAAUUGUGGAUUUUUUUUUUUUUUGAGAAAAGAUAACAUGAAUAUUAUGGAUUUUUUUUAAAAAAAAUUUUAACCGAAUCUUGAAAAUGAAUUUGUGGGUGUUUGUUUGUAAACAAGUGGAUUAAUAAAAUUGCAAAUUACUA
Molecule: messenger RNA, 2117 nt
Organism: Rubroshorea leprosula
Lineage: Eukaryota; Viridiplantae; Streptophyta; Magnoliopsida; Malvales; Dipterocarpaceae
Source: the annotation of a GenBank genome assembly